ACAGCAGCAAGAAGAUCAGCGCCGCAUCGUGGAGCGUGACCGGAUGCUGGAUUUGGAGCGUGAGAAGGAGAAGGAGCGGCAGAAGGAGCUCGAGCGUCGAAGAGAGGCGAAGCGACAGCUGGAGCGCGAGAAGGAGGAGAAGAGGAGAGAGAAGAAGGCCAAGAAGAAGGAGAAGAAGGGUAAAAAGGGAGAGAGGAUCAGCAGCGAAAGCAGCGAUGGUGGGAUCACUCUAACAGGUCUGGUCGGCGGAACGCCAAUGUUAGCGCAGGAGGCCAAAGCCGCUUCCGCAGCCGCUAGAUCUGUGGACUUGGAUCUCGACGAGCUGCUAGCGACCAUUGAUUUAGAUGGGGAUGCCACCAUCGAGCUCGAUGCUGUGCCGGCACGAAAGACAAAGCCGCCGACCACGGCAGAAAAGCCGCAGAAUGUUGCCAUCGAGCUGGAUGCCGCGCCGGCGCCAAAGAAAGCAAGAGGCAACACCAAAGAGAAGGUUCAGGAUGGCGCGAUAGAAUUGGAUGCUGCCCCGGCACCAAAGGAAGCAGCGGGCAAAGCCGCUAGUCCACCGGACGUUGCCAUCGAGCUGGAUGCUGCACCGGCACCAACAGAAACAGCAAAGGAGCAACCGAAGGUUGCUACGGCGCAGGAUGCUGCGCCGACCGAGACAUCUGACAACUCUGUUGACAAGCCACCGGAAGCUGCGACUGCUGCACCGGUACCCACGGAAGCAGCAGACACGACCAUAGAAGGACCGAAGAAGGGUGCCGCGACGCAGGAUGCUGAGCCUCUGACGAAGGAAGCUGCAGACAGCAUUGUGGAGCAAGCAGCGGAUGCUGCCGAGCAGGUGGAUGCUGCGCCAAAGCCAAAGGAAGCAGCAGAUAGCAAUGCAGAUGGUGCCGCAGUUGCUGUACUGCCACCAGCCGAGCCAGACACAGCACGACGGGCAGAGGAUGGCGCCAAGGCGGCGGCGCUGCCGCCAGCGGAGCCGAAAACGGACGUCGCCAUAGACAUUGAUCUCGACGAAGCACCGUCGAAGACAGCGGCGACGCCAGCAGAUCCCAAGGCGGCAGCGCUGCCGCCGGCUGAGCGGAAAGUGGACGCAGCGAUCGACAUUGAUCUCGACGAUGGGCCUGCGCCGACAAAGACGAAGGAUGGCGCCAAGGCGGCGGCGUUGCCGCCAGCGGAGCCGAAAGAUGUCACCAUAGAUAUUGAUCUCGACGAUGCGCCUGCGCCGACGAAGGCGGUGGCCAGUCAAGCAGAGGGCUCCCCUCCGGUUGCGGCGCCGAAACCGGCGCCACGAAAACGGCGGAGGGCAGAGGAAGUUGAGGUGGUCGAGGUAACUCCCACCACAGAGAAGGCCACCCCGCUGGGGCACGGAGAUUCUGGGAUCCUUUAA
Messenger RNA from Symbiodinium sp. CCMP2456, 1390 nucleotides. The record is from the annotation of a GenBank genome assembly. NCBI's taxonomy places the organism in Eukaryota, Dinophyceae, Suessiales, Symbiodiniaceae.